AUGUCCGACGCAGCAGAGAUCCUGUUUGGCGCCUGGGGCCGCGAAAUCGUCACUGUCGCGCAGAUCAUCUUCUUCAUCUUCCUGAUGGGCGCUCACAUCCUGACGUUUUCAAUCAUGAUGAAUACUCUCACUGACCACGCUGCUUGCACCAUCCUCUUCUGCCUUGUUGGUGCCGUCUUGUCCUUUGUCCUGACUCUGUCGAGACGGCUACAGGAGGUUUCCUAUCUUGGCAUACUAUCCUCCCUAUCUAUCUUCAUCGCCGUCCUAAUCACAGUAAUCGCAAUCGGCAUCCAAGCCCCGGACCCAACAGCCCACGCAAUCCGCCACCCCCCACUGCUGUCCGCCACCUCGGCCGCCCUAAACAUCAUCACUGCGUACGGCGGCCACCUCGCCUUCUUCAGCUUCCAGUCCGAGCUCGCAGAGCCCAAGGAUUUCACAAAGGCCCUCGUCACCCUCCAGGUUACAAACACAACCAUCUACCUGAUUACUGCGGUCGUUAUCUACCGGUACGCCGGUGCGGCCGUCAAGAGUCCCGCGCUGCUGAGUACAAGCGAUACGGUCUCCAAGGUGGCAUUCGGUAUCGCGAUCGGGACGAUCGUGAUUUCCGGCGUGAUCAUCGCCCACGUCGGCGCCAAAACCAUCUACGUGCGGCUAUUCCGGGGCACGGGCCGGAUGAACGAGCGCUCGCUGGUCUCGUACGGAACGUGGGUGGUCAUCGUGCUGAUCUCGUGGACGAUUGCGUGGAUCGUUGCGAAUGCGAUUCCCGUGUUCAAUGACCUGCUCACCCUCCUCGCCGCGGCGUUUGGGAGCUGGUUCUCAUUUGGACUGGAAGGGUUGUUUUGGAUGCAUUUGAACUGGGGGGAGUUGUCGAGCGCGAGGUCGGCGAGGAAGGUGGCCCUUGCCGGGUUGAAUGUGUUUUUGAUUCUUCUCUGCUGCUUGAUGUGUGGAAUAGGGCUUUGGGCGGCCGGCCAGGGGAUCUCGCUUAGCGCGAAGAAUGCGCAUUCGGCUUUCUCUUGUGCCGAUAAUAGGUAG
Messenger RNA from Aspergillus calidoustus, 1032 nucleotides. The record is from the annotation of a GenBank genome assembly. NCBI's taxonomy places the organism in Eukaryota, Fungi, Ascomycota, Eurotiomycetes, Eurotiales, Aspergillaceae.